UGACCGGAUGUGUAUAUUCGCCAUAGCUAGCUUGGCAGCUUCAGCUCCGUGACAGCUCGUAGCUCACUCGCAGUCACAUUAAACUGAUCUGGCGCUACUUUCUGCAUCGACCAACGACCUUGCAACUAACUCAACAUGCUGUCCUACAUCAUUGGUCUGAUCCGGGGCGGUUUUGAUGGAAUCAUCAACCUGAUCUUCAGACUCUUCUUCUCCAAGAGGAGAGCAGCCAUCACCUUAGAGGACCCCAACAUCAAGUAUGCACUGCGGCUGAUCGACAAACAGAUCGUCAGUCAUGACACAAGGAAGUUUCGCUUCGCCCUGCCCUCCCCUGAACACGUCCUGGGUCUCCCCAUUGGGCAGCACAUCUAUCUGUCUGCCAGAAUCGACGGGAAGCUGGUGGUGCGUCCGUACACGCCGGUGUCCAGCGAUGAUGACAAAGGCUACGUGGACCUGGUGGUGAAGAUUUACUUCAAAGAUGUGAACCCUAAAUUCCCUGAGGGAGGGAAGAUGAGUCAGUAUCUGGAGAGCCUCAAGAUCAACGAUACUAUCGACUUCAGAGGGCCGAGCGGUCUGCUCGUUUACAAAGGCAGAGGUGUUUUUGCCAUUCAGCCAGAGAAAAAGUCUCCAGCUGUGACCAAGAACGCCAAACAUCUGGGCAUGAUUGCUGGAGGGACAGGAAUCACUCCCAUGUUGCAGAUCAUCACAGCUGUGAUGAAGGAUCCUCAGGACCAGACGGUGUGUCACCUGCUGUUCGCCAACCAGACGGAGAAAGACAUCCUGUUGAGACCUGAGCUGGAGGAGAUUCAAGUCAACAACCCGGACCGGUUCAAGCUGUGGUUCACAGUGGACAAAGCACCUGAAGACUGGGAGUACAGCCGAGGCUUCAUCAGUGAGGACAUGGUGAGGGAACACCUUCCUCCGCCCAGCGACGACACCCUCAUCCUGAUGUGUGGACCUCCACCCAUGAUCCAGUUCGCCUGCAACCCAAACCUGGACAAAGUCGGCCACUCGAGCAGCUGCACGUUCACCUUCUAGAUGUCCGUACACCAAAGAAGUCCAGGUUUUUGACAAGAUCGGGCAUCUGAAUAUCAUUUCUGCUACCCUGAAAGCAUUAAAGCACUCGUACAGCUGCAGUGGGUAUUGCACUAUAUAUAUACUAUAUUUAUGCCAUGAUGUUCUUCAUGCAACAGAAUCACAGCACGGACCAAUACAUGUAGUCAGUAAGUGUCAGUAAGAGGAGUAUGUCGAGGAGUUUUCUGAUGGGAAAAUAGAAAGUUUUCAGACUGUUGGCUUUAAAAUACUCGUGAUUGCGAAAAAAAAAACAAACCUGCCGCCUGCUGUCGCCCCACUUUGGUUUUAAUAUCAGAGGAGUUUUCUGAGUGCCUUAACACUGCGAAGCUUUUUAUAUGCAGAACUGAAGAAGAAUUAUGAGCACUUGUUUUCAUUUAUACAGAUCGUUUUUGAUUUCCUCCAUUAUAACUUGAGAAUAUGUUACAGAGUAAAACAUGCUCUCGUGUCUUGUCGUCGCAUCAAAAGAUGUCAAUAUUUUGCUAGAAGUGAUUUGUUGAACGUGAUUGUGGUUCCUGAUGUGACGUCUUUGCAACAGUGGAUACUUGUGUUUGGAUAUGCAACAUAAAGAUCAACUGCUAAAGAA
This is a messenger RNA of Acanthopagrus latus (yellowfin seabream), 1654 nucleotides long. RefSeq names its product NADH-cytochrome b5 reductase 3. The coding region runs from base 136 to 1035 and encodes 299 amino acids. The transcript has 9 exons. NCBI's taxonomy places the organism in Eukaryota, Metazoa, Chordata, Actinopteri, Spariformes, Sparidae. The record is from RefSeq and is a predicted model, not a curated record. Gene Ontology annotation, molecular function: FAD binding; oxidoreductase activity. Gene Ontology annotation, cellular component: mitochondrion.